AUGACCGAGCCCCAAAAGGAGUUACACACAUCACCAGCCCAGACGCUACAAUUCCAGGCACACACAUCACCAGUCCAAUCUCUCCAACUAUCGCGAAACGGAAGAUAUUUGCUAACGUGUGGUCUUAAAGAGCCCAUGAUUAAGCUGUGGAAGGUUGCGGAUGGCGCGGAAAUGUCCGAGUUCGAGGUGAACUCCAUCCAUGGAACGAACGAUCUGUGUCUCGAUUCCAGAGAUGAAAGGUUCGUGAGCAGCGGCGCAAAUAUUCAAUUGUGGGAUAUCUUGAAGACUAAGCCGGUCCAAAUCUGGAACACGCAAAAACAACUACAAAAUGCCGAGAUGUGUAAGGUAUCUCAGAGCAAACUCGUGGAUGGGGGCUUGAUCUUCUCAGCAGGCUACGAUGGUGCCUUAAAAAUAUUUGAUAUCAGACAGAAGCUGACAGGACCAAUUGUGGAGUACCAGACUUCUCACGAGAUGCUCAAUUGUCUGGAACUGGAGGGGUUCAAGGUUUGCUGUGGUGGUAACGAUGGCUAUCUGUACAGCUUCGACCUCAGGAGCGAUAAGCUGUACUCGGACAUGUUCGAUACCAAGUCGCAGGUCAUGUCGAUCGCAAGCGACCACGCAAAGACGUUUUUGUCAAUGGUGGGAAAAACGCAGAUUUGCGAGUACGAUCUCGCCCGCGGAAAGCUGGUUUCCAUCAACCAGCACUGCAUAGACAGUGUGGAGAACUACAUGGUGAACAUCUGCUACAGAAACGAUUGGCUGGUCUCCGGCAGCGAGCAGGGCAAAAUUUACGCUUUUAACGGCGCCAGAAGAGAGGUCUUUGGCUUAGGCAAAACUGGAAAGGGCAAGGUGGUCAAAGUUGCGAGUAGUAAGGGCUUAGCCGGUGGAAACACCGUAGCUGGUGGCUGCGGCGACGGGGUGUGCCAUAUAGUAAGCAUAGAGUGA
Kuraishia capsulata CBS 1993 is the source of this 945-nucleotide messenger RNA. RefSeq lists its product as uncharacterized. Gene Ontology annotation, molecular function: protein binding. Gene Ontology annotation, cellular component: catalytic step 2 spliceosome. Gene Ontology annotation, biological process: mRNA splicing, via spliceosome. The transcript has a single exon. The record is from RefSeq and is a predicted model, not a curated record. NCBI's taxonomy places the organism in Eukaryota, Fungi, Ascomycota, Pichiomycetes, Pichiales, Pichiaceae. The coding region runs from base 1 to 945 and encodes 314 amino acids.